Penaeus chinensis is the source of this 1842-nucleotide messenger RNA. Its product is annotated as eukaryotic translation initiation factor 3 subunit A-like. The coding region runs from base 104 to 1288 and encodes 394 amino acids. The record is from RefSeq and is a predicted model, not a curated record. The transcript is spliced from 2 exons. NCBI's taxonomy places the organism in Eukaryota, Metazoa, Arthropoda, Malacostraca, Decapoda, Penaeidae.
CCCGUACAGAUAUGCAGCGUCACACGGGUUAUUCGGCCAGUAGUCGACAUCACCAAAGGACAAUUUGCACGUUACUCCGAUCGCUCGUGUUAAAGGUGCAGGCAUGAGCGACGCCGCGCCCCAGCAGCCGAGCGCAGAGGGGCGCCGCUUCUCGUACGUGAUGGGCGGACAGGACCCCUUCGACCUGGCCGACAAGGGCUGGCUGGGUGUCGCCGAAGUGACAGAGGACAAGCCUCGGCCCAGACAGAUUCCCCAAGUCAGUGCCCGCGCAGAGGACGAAACAGAUGAAGAGGAGGAGCAGGGGAAGCAGAAGGCGUGGAGGAAGAACGAGGACAUCCCGAAGCGUUUCGACGAGCUCCCCACCGAAGAGAAGUGGAUCAACGUGAGCGACGUCAUCCGCAGGCAGAGGGAGGAACAGGCGCAGCGGGAGGCGAAGCAGAAUAAGGUGAGACCUCCUCCCGACCCGGAGGAGGAACGUCCCAAAGCCCCUUCCGACUCCAACGACGAUGACGCGGCUAAAAGAGGGAAUCGGGAGAAAAAGCAGGAAAAUUCCGCUCAACUGAGAGAAAGACAGGAAUCUGACGACUCUGAGGAGGACACGCCGGGCGUCGACGCCAUUACAGAGUCCAUGCUGCAUUUCGCUCUAAAGCCCGGCCUCAUGAAGGACAGAGGCAUGGGGAGGCGGAGUUCCCUGCCAGUGACCCCUACUCCUGCUUAUGGCAAAUUCGACCGAAGUAGCCCUCUCUGGACGGCCGCGGAGAGACCGCCUCGCAGGUCGUCGUUCACCGAGGAAGAGGGUGAGCGACCGCCCCUCCGACACAGGCCUCGGGAACAACACGUCAGGAGAGGGAGGUCUCCUCGACACAGCUUCAGUGAGGACAGGGGGGUCGAGAGACGCCCUUACAGAGAGCCUAGUCCCGACUACGAAUUGGACGAAAGUCCUCCUCGAUCUCCCUAUCGCCAGGAAUACGAGCCAGGUCGUCGAGGACAUAGGUCUCCCGAGCGACACCACGAAGACGACCGGAGACAGCGGUAUCCCGACGAUGACUGGCGAUACGGCCACGACCACAGGCCAGAGGACCACGACGAUGAAUAUCCAGGAAGGGGGCAUCCUAGAUACGACGACUACAACUACAACCUCAGGCCAUCGGGGUACGACCGUGGUGCUUACGACGACUCCCCAGAGCGGUACUAUGAGGGUGAUCGCCGCCGAGACUACUUCCGCCAGCACAGCGACCCAAGACAUGGACGGGGCAGUCAGACGUACAGCCGUCCGCAAUAUCGUUAGUUUUCUGCGUUCUGUACUUUUUUCAACUCUCCUUCACGACUUUCCAUUACUAUUCCGUGUGUUUUGCAUUGCCUUGGACUACUGUAGUUUCAUCUUGGUUUUUAAACCAAGUAUAUAUGGAUGUUUUUUAUGACUGUCUGAUAUCAAAAUAUUAUACUCAAAUUCUUCCACUUAACAAAAGAUUAUAUGAGAAUUCAUAAUGAUUAUAACCUAAUAUUUAAAAAUGCAAAGUAUAAACAUACUAUAUAAGGGAUUUACAGACAAACCACUUAUGCUUGUAUCUUGAAUAAAAACUUUAUAUGUUCUACAAACCUUAAAAACCUAACUAUACAUUAUUUUCAAUUAUACAAAAUAAGUUGUAUACAUAAAUUACAUACACACUUAACACUCCAUUAAAAAAAACUCUUCUGUUUCAUUCCAUAUCUUACAUUUAUUAAUCAUACAUAAUGCAAUCAAUAAUAAUAAUCAUCAUAAUAAUAAAAAUAAUAAUAAUAAUAAUAACAAUAAUAAUUUAACUUAUUCCAUUUGUUACAAUGGAUAUUCUUGGUGUGACA